AUGUUCCACGCGAGCGAGAACUGCAUACAGGAGCUGCUCUCGGCCUCUGACUCGGUGAACGAUGGGUGGAAGGUGGUGGGAGUGGAUGGCAACGGGGUCGAGAUCUCCAAGCGCAGAUCGGGAUCGCUCCACACCUUCCGCAGCCGCUGGGUGAUCCACUCGGUCUCGCCCCAGCAGUUCAUCACGGUCGCUAAUGCAAUCGAUGCUGCCAAGGAGUGGGAUGGGGAUUUAGUGCAAGGGAAGUACAUUAAAGACCUUGAAGAAAACUUGAGCAUUGUGUGGUUGAGGUAUGGAGAGAGAUCGAAGCCGUUGUUUAGAAACCGAGAGUUCAUCGUGUACGAGCGACGCGAAACCAUGGACGAUGGCACUCUGGUUGUCGCAGUGGCGUCUCUACCUAAAGAGAUAGCAGCUGGACUACAACCAAAGCAAAACAACUCCAUAAGAGGGCUGUUGCUGCAGUCUGGAUGGGUUGUUGAGAAGCUACAAAAUGAUUCUUGCAUUGUCACUUACAUAGCUCAAUUGGAUCCUGCAGGGUGGCUGCCAAAAUGCUUUGUGAAUAGAUUAAAUACAAAAUUGGUGAUGAUAAUUGAAAACCUUAAAAAGCAGGUGGUGGCAUGUCCCACUAGAGGGAGAGGGCCUACAUGAGUAUUACUUUUAUGUAAACCAAUCCAAAUACAGAGAUUAAAGUUAAUUAUCUUAAUUAUCAUACACUCAGAUAUUGAUGAAUCCAAGUUAUGAUUAA
Messenger RNA from Salvia hispanica, 742 nucleotides. NCBI's taxonomy places the organism in Eukaryota, Viridiplantae, Streptophyta, Magnoliopsida, Lamiales, Lamiaceae. The record is from RefSeq and is a predicted model, not a curated record.